Messenger RNA from Populus trichocarpa (black cottonwood), 3077 nucleotides. RefSeq names its product NAC domain-containing protein 45. Gene Ontology annotation, molecular function: DNA binding. The transcript has 5 exons. NCBI's taxonomy places the organism in Eukaryota, Viridiplantae, Streptophyta, Magnoliopsida, Malpighiales, Salicaceae. The coding region runs from base 899 to 2533 and encodes 544 amino acids. Gene Ontology annotation, biological process: regulation of DNA-templated transcription. The record is from RefSeq and is a predicted model, not a curated record.
GGUCCUCGUGAGAUAAGAUAGACAGCUUGACAGAUUUUUUUUUGUCUCAUCCUUCCCAUGAGGCAAUCUUAUCUCUAGGCCAUGCUCACCGAUGGCAUCCCAAGAGUCCAGAUGCCACCCGCCUCCUCAGUCUGGUCCAUUUAUUGUCCUGACUUGGGCUCGAUUUGAUUUUAGAUAAGGCUUGGACCUGGAAGAUAAUACCAAGAUUGCUUGGUAUAUAAAUAAUCUUGCUGCUGAAGAACAGUUACCGCAGCUGCUGCUACUAGUUAUUGCAAUUUGCAUGGUUCUAUUAGGCUAGCAAUACAACAAAAGAAAAUCCAGCCAUCCAUCCUCUUCUAUCCUACUUUUACUACAGGUUAUCGCGACAACCAGCUAGGAGGCAUUUUUAUCAGGAGAACGUUCUAGAAGAUGGUAGAAUGAAUGAAGACGGGAAGCAAGAUUUUGAUUUUCGAUAGGGUUACAGAAGAUUGUGGAGUGGGGCCCCAGAAAACUUGGGAAUCAAGCAGGAGGGGAGUUCAAGCCCCGGUGGAAAAGAGUGAUCCUUUUCUCUCACUUUUUUCCAUUCGAGGUGGUCCGAAUGGUGGGGUCCACCCCCUUCAACUUUCUUCUCAACGAAGUAGUUUCAAUUUUCAAAUGUCAAUAUGCCACAUCAGCACACCGUCUUGUUUCUUUCUACUUUUAACAACUUCUCCUGGAAGGCUAUUGACUCUUUGUUCACAAUACAGAAUCUCUCCAUCUUCCCCAGUAUAUUAUAUAAACACACACACUCGCUCUCUCAUCGAACCCAAGCACCCACCGCUCUUCAAGGAAAGAAAAAAUUGUCACUCGUCGGUUGCUGAUUCUGCUGGUCCUCCCUCCCUCCCUCCCUUUCAAUCUCAAACCUCAUCUCAACUCAGGCAUGGCUUUCUUUCCUGUUUUAGGAAGAGGAAUGAAUAGCAAGAUCCAAUCAGUUAUGGAAAAUCCAACAGACGGAAUGCCAUCCGCACCAACAGUUGGAUAUAGGUUUCGUCCAACGGACGAAGAGUUAAUUAGCAAUUACUUGAAGCCAAAAUUGCUCGGUGAUGACUUGGAAGACUUACUCAUCAUCGCAGAGGUCAGAGUCUGUAAACAUGAACCCUGGGAUCUACCUGUUAAAUCGGAAAUUAAGUCCGAUGAUGCAGUUUGGUAUUUCUUUUGCCCUCGCGAUUUAAAGUACUCAAACAGCAGACGCUCUAACCGGAGAACGAAAGCCGGAUUCUGGAAACCAACCGGCAAAACUAUUAAAGUAAAGGCUAAGCGUAACAAGGAGGUGAUUGGUACUAAGAGGACUUUGGUUUUCUAUAGAUCAGCUAGUCCUAAAGCCGAGAGGACUGCAUGGAUCAUUCAUGAAUACGAAGUGUUCGUAUCUGAUUCAAAGCUCUCUAAUCUGGGGGAAUAUGUUCUCUGUAAAUUGAAGAAAAAACUAGAUGAGAAAACCAGUAAAGGUGUACCAAAAAACCAUACCGCUUCUACCUCAGGUUUUGAAGCUGAACCAAGCUGCAGUAUGGCUUCUGAUUUUGAAAAUCCAAAUCGUAGUGAGUUGACAACGAAUUCUGCUUGUGUCGAAAGUAAAUCAAGCCACCGUCUGGCUUCUGAUUUUGAAAAACCAAACUCAAAUGAGCUGCCGACUAACUUAGCUCAGGAAGCGAGUGAGUCGAGCCACUUUUCGACUACUAAUAACCAAAACCCAAAUGAGCUGAUGUCUAAUUCGGCUUAUUAUGGAAAUGGUUUGCACCACUCCAUGGCUACUAAUUUUGGUAAUCCAAACUCAAAUGAGCUGAUAUCUAGUUCAUUCUAUGAUGGACGUGGUGUACUCCACUCCAUGACUUCAAAUUAUGAAAUUCAAUACCCAAAUGAGCUGAUUUCUAAUUCGGCUUAUGAUGGAAGUGGUGGUUUACUCCACUCCAUGACUUCAAAUUAUGAAAUUCAAUACCCAAAUGAGCUGAUAGUUAAUUCAGCUUAUAAUGUAAGUGAACAGAGCCACUAUAUGGCUUCUGAUUCUGAAAAUCAAAACCCAAUAGAGACGACUUAUGUGUCACCCUAUGAGUAUUGGUUGACGGCUUCUGAUUUCGAAGAUCCAUUAUCACCUCUUCAACCUGAAGGUGAAACCGGUCCUUCCAUGGAGAUGCCUUUUCAGUUUACAAAUUGCCUACUGGCUUCUGAUUUUGAAAAUCAAAAUAUAGACAAGGAAACAGAUAUAUCAGCCCCCGUUGAAGGUGAAAGGAGUUCUCCUACAGUAAUGCCUUUGGAUUUGGAAAAUCAAAAUCCUUGGGGGAAGAUUGAUAUGUCAACCCUUGAAGAAGGUGGUUUGUGUUGCUUGAUGGCUUCACCAGAAAGCAGUCCAGCAGAUGAUUCGUUUCUGCAGUUUCCACAGCUAAGCCCUGAACUGGCAUUGGCUGAGCUGGAAGCAUUCCUGGAGCUAGAGGACAGCCUUAACCCUCCGCCUCAGCCACCUGCAUCUACAAGCACCGAGGAAGUCCCUAAUUAUAAGGGCAUUGGUUCUGUGUCUUAUUGAACACACCUGUUAUUUCCUAUAUAUCUGCCCUAUUUGGGUAUUUAUAUAACACAAUAUUCAAACUGGAGUUACUAUGUGGCUAAUGUUGCCACCUUGUACCCCCAAAUCUGCUACCGAUACAACUUAUGCUGCUCUAGUUGUUCGAUUUCUUGCAUGGUAUCUGAUCUGCACAUUCACUUUCUGUAUAGUGGAUGCUACUGAGUUUGAUCAGUCCAUGCAGCCAGCUCCGGGCUGUUUAAAGCCCAUGCCUUCUAAAGUUUGCGGCUAUAUCCAAACAUUAAGAGGAAGAUUUUAUUACUAGUAGUAAAAGAUGCUUGGUUUUGUCCAAGAAUCCCGAUGCAUUUGCUGCUGUCCAGUUCUGGAUUUGUUAAAUAGAAAGUACCUUGUAAUUCCUAUAUUUAGUUGCUUGGGUUGUUUUAGCUACAUGUUACUUAGUGUGUGAAGGGGGAUUUGUAACAAGUGAAAACAGCUCGUAUGAGCUUUGUAUCUAUAUGUAUCAGCUUUGUUUCAAAGAUCAAUGAGCAAAGAGUACGUUCAAUGGAUA